AUGCAGGAACGUUUUUCAAAAUGGCUGGAGAUGCGUCCGUUACGUCGCGCCACCGCGCCUGCCGUUACGACGAACAUUGCCGAAGCAAUACUGUACCGACACGGAUGCCCCGAGGUAAUCCUGUCAGAUAAUGGGACGCAGCUCUGGUCUGCGAAACUUGAAAAAAUGCUAGCCGCACAUCACGUGCGGCAUGCAUAUACACCCGUGCACGCGCCACAUUGCAACCCGGUAGAACGAACAAACCGCGUAGUAAAGACAAUGGUAUCACAAUAUGUAGACCAAAAUCAUCGCAAUUGGGACGAGCGAAUACCAGAGUCGCAAUUCGCGUACAAUACGGCGCGGCACGAGGCAACCGGAUACACCCCUGCAUAUCUCGUCUACGGUCACGAGCCGGUAUCCCCUAUCAAUCGCGACGCCGCACCGAAAACCGCCGCACCGCCGCCCGACGAAAAGCGCCGACAUCUCGAGGAGGAGGCCUUCGAACUCGCGAGAAUACAUCUCGCACACGCGUUUCAGCGACAACAGAAGUACUAUAAUCUCCGACGACGAGCAUGGACACCAAAAAUUGGAGACUGGGUAUGGAAGCGUGAGUACCCACUCUCCAAUAAAGCCGCAGCAUUCAACGCAAAACUCGCGCCGAAAUUCAGAGGCCCCCUCGAGGUACGACGUAUAGUAUCCCCCGUAAUCGUGGACCUGCGCGAUAAGAGCGGCAAGUGGAUCCGACAUAUCCACGUACAAGACUUGAAAGCCGCGCCGGAAACCCCCCCUCCAGGCGACGAGACCGGGGAAGAAAAUGCCGAAACAGACAGCGAGAGCAACAGCGAAACCGACGCCGAAAACACCAGCGACCCCGACAACGACACCGAGGACAACAACGAGUAUUAA
This is a messenger RNA of Temnothorax curvispinosus, 885 nucleotides long. RefSeq lists its product as uncharacterized. NCBI's taxonomy places the organism in Eukaryota, Metazoa, Arthropoda, Insecta, Hymenoptera, Formicidae. The transcript has a single exon. Gene Ontology annotation, biological process: DNA integration. The coding region runs from base 1 to 885 and encodes 294 amino acids. The record is from RefSeq and is a predicted model, not a curated record. Gene Ontology annotation, molecular function: nucleic acid binding.